Messenger RNA from Molossus molossus (Pallas's mastiff bat), 1831 nucleotides. It is a transcript of the gene BRI3BP, whose product is annotated as BRI3 binding protein. NCBI's taxonomy places the organism in Eukaryota, Metazoa, Chordata, Mammalia, Chiroptera, Molossidae. The record is from RefSeq and is a predicted model, not a curated record. The transcript is spliced from 3 exons. Gene Ontology annotation, cellular component: mitochondrion. Bases 58 to 789 code for a protein of 243 amino acids.
CGGCCCUCGGUGCGGCCCUCCCCCGUCUUCCCGACCCCGCAUCCCUCCGGCCCCAGGAUGGGUGCGCAUGUCUCGGGCUGGCCCCGGGCCCGGGCCGGGCUCCUGCUGCUGCUGCCGCUGCUGCUCGGGCUGCUGGCCCCCGGAGCGCAGGGGGCGCGGGGCCGCGGCGGCCCCGAGAAGACCAGCUACCGCCGCACCGUCAACACCUUCUCGCAGAGCGUCAGCAGCCUGUUCGGCGAGGACAACGUGCGCGCUGCUCAGAAGUUCCUGACCAGGCUGACCGAGAGGUUCGUGCUGGGCGUGGACAUGUUUCUGGAGACGCUGUGGAAAGUGUGGACAGAGAUCUUGGACGUUCUUGGACUCGACGUCUCGAACAUGUCGCAGUACUUCAGCCCCGCUUCGGUGGCUAGCAGCCCUGCCCGGGCUCUCAUGCUGGUGGGCGUCAUCGUCCUGGCCUACUGGUUCUUGUCCCUGACCUUGGGCUUCACCUUCAGCCUCCUGCACGUGGUGUUCGGCCGCUUCUUCUGGGUCGUGCGGGUCGUCCUGUUCUCCAUGUCCUGCGUGUACAUCCUGCACAAGCACCAGGGGGAGCCGGAGAACGCGGCCCUGCCCCUGUGCUUCGUGGUGGCGGUGUACUUCAUGACCGGGCCCAUGGGCUGGUACUGGCGGGGCGGCCCCAGCGGCCCCAGCGUGGAGGAGAAGCUGGAGCACCUGGAGAACCAGGUGCGCCUCCUCAACAUCCGCCUCAACCGCGUGCUGGAGAGUCUGGACCGCGCCAACGGCAAGUGACAAUCAGCCGGCCGGCCGGGGCCCGCCGCGCCUGCGCCCGCCCUCAGAAAGCAGAAGAGGAGGAGGAAAAAAACCACAGCCAGCCCCAAACAGUCUUAAUAAACGCUCCUGAGCACGAGGGCGGCGCUCUGUGGGUGUUUCCGGCCACGGGCGGACUCUUAGGACUCGUCCCUCGCGGGAGGCCCGGCUCGUUGAAGUAGGACUGCCCGCCGGGCGUCCCUAGUGGAGGGAAUAUUUUUUAAACAAAGGAUAGAACCAUAUUAGCUGUACAGUAAGAGAAGUCUAUCUGCAUAGAGCCUAACGUUAAUUUUUUCAAGCAUUUAAAUACAUCUUUUGUAAGGUUUUUUAAUAAAGGCAGAUCUGGGUCAAGUUUCUUAAAACUGUACGUGGAGGGGGAAAAAUAUACUAAUUCGAAAAGGGAAGGGAUUGGGUGAGGUCCCUGUGCGUGGUUUCCAUGUUCCUACCAGGUGAGCUUUGUUUUACGUUCUUUGGGGUUGAUGUUGACCGAGGUGAUCAGCGUUGUCGCUUUUGAAACGCAGACAGUCGGGCGUGAGGAUGAAACGAAACGCCUCUUGGAUCGUGGGGACCCCAGCCAAGCGCCCAUCAAUUCUGUUUCUCAGUGAAGAAAUCAUCAUUUGUAGAAAACCUGAGUUUUUUUUUCUUCUCCCCCUUCUGAACUCGGAUGAAAAACUCAAGCACUGGGGGGAAAAGGUCUCCCGUGUCGAGAGGUCCCUGGGUGGGUGCCCAGGCCCACUCGGGAAUCUCGGGGACCCUCGCCUUGCCUUUGCCAGCGAGGCCUGCACAGGACAGGUCUGCUCUCCAGGGGGGUUUGUUUCUUUGUUGCAUUGUGGUUUCCGUUGACUCGGGACCUUAGCGGGAAAACAAACCGUAGCAGCUAAUAACGUUUUCCAUUCUCGAGGCUGAUGAGGCAUCUCAGGAACACCAAGCGGCAUAAAUAAGCCUUGGAGAAGAUCCGAGUUGUUUUUCCUGAAAUUUUUACAAGACAGUCGCUCCUCGCUUAUCGCGGUUAAUCAGUUCCAGA